Molecule: messenger RNA, 3946 nt
Organism: Electrophorus electricus (electric eel)
Lineage: Eukaryota; Metazoa; Chordata; Actinopteri; Gymnotiformes; Gymnotidae
Gene: pdxdc1
Product: pyridoxal-dependent decarboxylase domain containing 1
Biological process (GO): carboxylic acid metabolic process
Cellular component (GO): intracellular membrane-bounded organelle
Molecular function (GO): pyridoxal phosphate binding; carbon-carbon lyase activity
Source: RefSeq, a predicted model, not a curated record
GUGGCGUUACCACGGACGGCACAAGUAGCUGACUGCUAAAGGUACGGAAGACGGAAUAUUGUCCUUUUUCACUUUACGAUUUUUAAAAACAAAAAAACAUUUCGACUGAGCAUCCGCACGGGGAUCUGGAGACUUCUUUCUUUUUAGUUAUAUAUAUUUAGAGGAGCAGCUAAUUGAAAGAUGGAUCCAGUGCUUGCUGAGAUGGGGGAUCACCUCGCCGAUGCCAUGAAGAUUCUGGAGAGUGACCGGACUUGGACGGCACAGAACCAAGAGCAGCAGAGGUUUAGCUGGAGGGAUAUUCCAGGACCCUUACAGGGAAACGGUCAGGACAUGGUGACCAUUCUCCAGCUAGUUCAGAACCUCAUGCAUGAUGAAGAGGACAAACUAGUUCAUCGCAGGAUGCAGUGUGUGGGAGAGCAGGGACACAUGGCUUUACUGGGACACAGUCUGGCCGCCUACAUCUCGGUGCUGGACAAGGACAGACUGAGGAAGGUCACGACACGCAUCCUGUCAGACACCACCCUCUGGCUCUGCCGGCUCUUCAGGUACGAAAGCGGCUCUGUGUAUUUCCACGACGACGACCGCGAGGGGCUGCUCAAGGUGUGCCGUCUCAUCAUCAACGCUCGCUACGAGGACUACGCCACGGAGGGCUUCACCAUGCUCAGCUUCAGACAUCCUGUGAUCUACCACAGCGCUGCCUGCAGGCCAGGCCUAGGACAGCACCUGUGCAGCCAGCUUGGUCUUCCUUUGUCAACCCUUUGCUGUGUGCCAUGCAACACCAUGUUUGGAUCUCAGCACCAAAUGGAUGUCGCCUUACUAGACAAGCUGAUGAGGGAGGACUUGGAGAGUGGCAAGCUUCCUUUGCUAUUGAUAGCAAAUGCAGGAACUCCCGGUGCGGGUCAUACAGACAAAUUAGGCCGCCUGAAAGAACUGUGUGUCCAGUAUAACGUGUGGCUUCACGUGGAGGGAUUCAACUUGGCAACCCUGGCCCUCAGUCCGGUUUCCUCAAUGAUCAUGGCAGCCACUAAGAGUGACAGCAUGACAUUAACCCCAGGGCCCUGGCUGGGUCUGCCUGCAGUGCCCGCUGCUACGCUCUACAGACACGAGGAUCCUGCUCUGUCUCUAGCAGCGGGCCUCACUUCCAGCCACCCAGUGGAGAAGCUGCGCGCCCUUCCCCUCUGGCUGUCCCUGCAGUACCUGGGACACGAUGGGAUCGUGGAGCGGAUUAGGCACGCCUCGCAGCUGAGUCAGCAGCUCCUCCAGCAGCUGAAGACGUUGACCUCCAUUAAGACCUCGGGUGUGGUGUCUCACUCCCGGGUCCCGCCCAUCUCCGGUGGUUCGCUGCGGGACGUGCUGGGCUCUCUUAUUCUCUCUAUUGUGGAGGAUGACUUGAGCUCUCCUGUGGUAGUGUUUAGAUUCUCCCCAGACAGCAGUUCAGCCUCAAGCGGGGGAUCUGUGGAGGGCUACUCGACAGGAGAGAGAGAGAUCCAGGAUGCCCUCAACCGAUGGCUUGGUGAGCGGCUGGCACGGCUGGUGCCCGCCAGUGGCGUGGACGUGGUGGAGCUGGAGGAUGAAGGCGUGUGCGUUCGCUUCAACCCCAUCAUGACAGCCGCAGUGCUGGGUACUCAGGAGGCAGAUGUGAUGGCGCUGUCGGAGAGGCUGAUGGAGCUGCUUCCCUCUCUGAGCUGCACGCUGCGCUCCAGGCAGGACUUCAGGGAGGAGGUGUUCCAGCACGCCGUCCUGUCCUACGUGGAGGACCUGAACUGGGCCGGUCUGGGUGCCCUGAGGUACGAGCCCAGGAGGACAGACCUGGAUGAAGGCAGAAGGCAUCAACAGAUGGAGAAGAUCAACAGCGACCUGCUGAAAAAACUGAAAGAGCUCGACACAGACUUGGAUUUCUCAACAGGGCCUGAGUUUGGUGAAGAGAGGAACUGUGUAUUUAUCGGGAUGGUACCAGAGGACAUAGAUGUGGCAGUGUUGGUGGAAACCAUCGCCUCUAUUGGGAGAGAACUUGAGGAGAGUGGGAAGUUGUUGGAGAACAUGACAGAGGUGGUCAGGAAGGGAAUCCUGGAGGCUGAGGAGCAGCUUCGCAGAGCUAAUGAGGAAAAACUCAUCGAGGAGGGGGUGCUGCGACAGAUCCCUCUUGUUGGCUCUGUGGUCAACUGGUUCUCUCCGUUCCAAAGCUCUGUGAAGGGCAGAACCUUCGACCUGGCUGCAGGUUCUCUGGACACUACAGAGCCCAUAUACUCCCUGAAGGCCCAGACAAACCGAGAGGCUUUCUCUGAAUCCCCAGCUUCUACAGGCAAACGGCUGCUAGGGCAGAAGGCGUUCCGGCGCCCUGCGAUGUCCACAGAUUCGUACAGCGAGACCAGCUCUGUCUGCCACCUAGAUGAGUCUUACAGAGACACUGUACCUCAGCCUCCCGGGGAGAGGGUGGAGGGGGACGUGGCGGAGGUCCCACAGAUGUCGCCACCUCCCAAGCUCGAGUUGGAGGUCUCGGAGGAAGAGGCGUCAGCCUGGACUGUCCAGCGCGUUCCGGAAGGCGAGGAGGGGGAGAGCCCAGCCUCCAUCAGAUAGGAGCAUCCCGCCCCAAAGUGGCAGCACCCUGGGAAGGGCAGAGUGGGCUCCAGGAUCGCUCCCUGCUCCUGGAUCCAUGACCUCAAUGCCUUGACAAAGUCACUUUAGGAAUUAGGGUUUAUGAAGCAGCUUUAAGUGCAAGUAACGGAAUGUCAUCCGAGCCACAUCGCAUCACGUAGACCCAUCCAUACUAACCAACCGUACAUUACUCUCACCUGAUCCAUGGUUCUGACUGUGGGUCCCUGUGUCACUCCUUCAGUUCAUGCACUUUCCUCACUCUGUUUAGUUGACAUUGUGUUUUACACUUCACAGUGCUGGCUAGCAUCAAGGGCUAUCACUGAUCUUUACCUUUGUCACUAAUAACAUUUUAAACAUCUUUUAACUGUUUUUGAUGGCUUGUUUGCCUAAAAAAGGCAGUUUGGCUUGUAUGUUCAGCUGUGGCUGACACUCGUGCAGCUCCUUCUAAUGCCUUGGUGCAGUUCUUUGCACUGUCUCAUAAUGUAAUCAGAGAAAUGUUUAUUUAUUCUACAGGUUUUUCCCGGAAAGACAACAGACUCAAUAGGGGUUUCCGAUGGCUGUAACACUGUACUCGUGUACUUGUAACUGUGAAAUCAAAGAAAACUAUAACCUGAUAGUGUCUGUCCCCCAGUUCUGUCUGUUCUGAUGUUCUUGAGAUGGCAGUUGUUACUUUGCGGUGGUUAUAGUUGCGUUCACUAAGAUUAAAGGAAUGGGGUGGGGGUUGCAGCAUGUGUUUUAAUGUUUACUGAGGAUUGCCAUCGUCUGUCCAGACUGUUUAUGGUAGCUGAUAUUGUUUACACUGUUGAUUUUGGUUCUCUGCACUAAAUUCACUGGUAAGGUUUCUUGUGGGAUGGGGUAUGUCUGGGCUGUUAGUGUGGCAGGGGCAGGCCUGUGGGUUUCUGGGAUAUGAUGUCAUGUGCAGCCAGCUCAGCGAGCUCCAGGUGACAUUUACUGUAUGAUUUCUGCUUUGUUGUGUCCAUGUGUGACAUUCAUGCUCAUAGUCACCAAUAAGGGCAUCUGAACAUUGUAGGAAGUAUGACUGUCAUAUGAAGUAUGGCUCUCCUUCCAUGAAUACAUAUUUGACUCAUCUUGGUCACACCUUAAAUAUCCGUUGAUUUUUAACAUUAAGUGCAUUUAUCUUUGUUCUUCCUUGAUAAUUAAUAUUAAUACUGGCUUAUGUUGCACAGCGGCAUCUCUGUCUUUUUGGUGCAAUAAAUGAUUGGGAUUUUUCUUAUGGCAGACAUUGACUGACUUAAAAUAUGAAAUAUUGCAUAGUAGAUUAGUUUUUAUAAUCACAUGGGCUUUUCCAAAAAGCAAGAAGGAAAAUUCUAAUAAAGAUGAAGUGAAAGUC